GUGUAAAUAAUGUAUGUUUGCUUACGUAAGUACUUGAUAAGUGUGGCAAAGUUUUGGAUAAAAACAUGAUACCACUCGCAAUCAAAUGUCCAGUGAAAAAGUGGCUAUAUUCUACUUUUUCCAAUAAAAAAUAGUGAAACUCAUCACAUAUUAUAUUAGAAUGGUAACUGAUAUUUAUUGUAAAAUUGUCAAAUAUCUCAGAAUGCAGUCAGUCCUUUGUAAGCAUACAGGUAAAUACAGCUGCAAGGAUUAUAAACAACUGACCAUGGAACAUUCCGACUUAGUAGCAGAAAUGGUGCACGUAGAAAGACUAACGACUCAAGAAAGGUUGCAUUUGGCACGACACAGGAGGCUCCAACAAUUAAAAGUAUGGCGUCAACGUGAAAAAGAGUGGAUGCGGCAUCAAACUAGACACACCAGCAACAAACGUCAUAUAUAUUUUAACGAUAGCGUAAUGCUCCUGGAAGCCGCCGCGAGAAAUGAUAUCGACGAAGGUGAUACGAUUCGAUUAUUUCUAUUUCUGCAUAUCGCAGCUGCCAAUGGUUAUCUAAGGGUAGUCGAGUUCCUUUUAGAUCAACACGUGUCGACUGAUGUUGAAGACAACGACAAAUGGCAACCAGUUCACGCGGCUGCAUGCUGGGGACACUUAGAAGUUCUUGAGCUACUAGUACAAAAUGGGGCCGACUUAAACGCGAGGAACAAACACGACGAAACUCCGGCUGAUAUUUGCGAGGAUCCGGAGAUUCGAGAGAGGAUAGUGGAACUCAAGACGGAACAAGAGAGCAAGAGAUUACGGGAAGCACAGGGAAGGCGGGUGCGUAGAUCUCAGAGCAUAAACACGCGUACUCAAAGCGUGAGGAGGACUUCUAUAAGGGAUAAAGUGUUGACUACGAAGAAAGAUGCUCAAGAAGAAGCUCGGCUCAGAUUACAAGCGCAGCAGACGUACGCUCCUACGGCUACGAAUGCCCCGCAAUCUGAAAAUGGAGCCAAUGCGCGGGAAAGUGCGAAUAGUGAAACAGGCUCUACUGGCCCACCUGUGGCAAUGCGUAAAUCUCCUGAGGGUAAGGACGAUUCUUCAUUCCACAAAGACGCCGACAAAGACUCAGUAACAGGAUCCGAAUCGCCGAUCGGCAAUCAGCAGCCGAUCUACUCGACGGAUGGCGGCGACGCCAACGGGAAGAUCAACAUACAUGUCUCGGUAGUUUUUGUCAAAUCGUUGUCGGACCUGAAGAAACAGAGGGCCCAGAAUCGGCAUAUUUCCACUGGAUCGAUCGACGCCAAUGGAAACGGUAUCCCCGUGUCGCCGAUCUCUAAUUCCAGUUUAAACGCCGCUGGAGAUUUUCAACGGUUCACUGGAAACACCAGCGAUAUUGUUGGGGAUAAUCAUUCGGAGAAGAGUUGCUGUACUGUUAUGUAAAUUACAUUUCCGUUCAUACUCUCUCUGUUAGGGUUCACGAUUUCUAUUGUUUCAGUAGGUACUCUUGUCAUUGUGUACUUAAGGGGGUGAAUUGCAAGUUCCUUUAGUUCAAAUUAUGUUUAAAAUUGUUUUAAACAGACGUUUUCUGUUAGAGAUUAUGUCUUCAGUGAGAGGAAUAUGAAUGAGGGGUAGACUGCCGAUUUUUUAUGCGAAAUAAACUAUUUAUAGUAUUCUCAUACAGUAUAAAAACGUAUUAAUAAUAUUGAUGUAAGAUCGAUUAUGCUCUGUAACAUGCAUGUCACAACGGAGUCAUGACUUAGAAUUAGUCAAAAUGUCCUUAUUGGGGUUCAAUAUAUCUCUGGAAUUUAUUAAAGUUUGCUACUAACUUAUGUUAUGUAGUAGUUAUGUAUUGAAAACGUCACAAAUGUUAGAGAACUCCUGACUCUCAAGUUACAAGUUAUAUGUGGGAUGAGUUUGAUUUCUUUUUUCUUAACGCAUCACAAACAGUAUUUCUAUUCCUUGUACAUUGAAUUUUCUUAUAAAUGCAUAAAGUCUGCAGUCUAAUAAUGAGGUUUGCUUCAACCGAGGCCCAAUGUUCCAUUUCUGGAACAUCAAACCAGUUAAUAAGAGUAAACUAUCAAUUUUCAAGGGCCUCGAGAGGCAGACGAAUUGAGUAGAAAUCAGAAAAGUAUAAAACGUUGUAAGAACAGGAGGCGAUUUUUCACCCAUUUUGUACAUAUAGUAUUACAGUUUUACAUAUAAAUGGUUAAUAUAUACAAACACCAAAUGAGAGAUUAUUCUACGGAAUAUAAGCUGCACGUUUCGUGGCUUUUAAACAUUUUGUAAUAUUUAAUGAUGAUAUUUCACGAUAUUACAACUAUUUCUUAAUUCUACGUGUUGUUAACGUACGUUCAAGUAAAAUCGUACGAAUGUUGCUCAUUGUCAGAUGAGGCGUUCGAUUGAAGCGUCUGACGGCGCGAUUGAUAUAUGAGAUUAUGAAAUUGAAACAAGUGCACUGUACUUAAGCGAGUAUUUAAGUAUCUGCGAUGUAGGAAACAAUUUUUACUUAAUUAGCUACUUAAGUUUCACAUAUGUACAUAACUUUAUUUAUUACAGUAUGAAGAUAUAAUGUAUAUUUCCAAUAAUGGUAAUUAUAGAAUUGUAUAUUAAACGCGCGUCAUUGCGGC
Ceratina calcarata is the source of this 2604-nucleotide messenger RNA. RefSeq names its product Myosin phosphatase targeting subunit 75D (gene MYPT-75D). Gene Ontology annotation, molecular function: enzyme inhibitor activity; myosin phosphatase regulator activity; protein binding. The coding region runs from base 161 to 1417 and encodes 418 amino acids. Gene Ontology annotation, cellular component: cytoplasm. Lineage: Eukaryota; Metazoa; Arthropoda; Insecta; Hymenoptera; Apidae. The transcript is spliced from 8 exons. The record is from RefSeq and is a predicted model, not a curated record.